ACAGAGGGCCAUUGCUUCGAUGCAUGGCAGCAAUAGGUAAUCCAUGGAGGAAUGACUUGCAGAUAGAAGUCGUGAUUCGGUGACUGGACGCCCGAGGGAAGCAUAUAAGGAGCUGGACGGGCAGAUCUCCGAGUCCACCAUCGGCGGCUGAGACACCUCUUCGAAGCGCCCUCCAAACCAUACAGCUCUGCUCGGCUUACCUCGCAUUCUACGAUGCUCUUCGUCAUUCUCUUUGCGCUUCUCGCGCCCCUCCUCCGCGCCCAGGAGCUCACCAUCCGCAACUACUGCGACUACACGGUCUACGCCUGGCAUAAUGGCGGCGACAUCGCGAGCCUCGGCCCCGUCCAGCCGAACCAAUACACGCAAGCGUACCUCGUUCCCGACCCUGUGACCGGAGGCAAGGACAUUGUCCUCAGCGCCAACCCCAACGGCCUGUACGACGGCUCGCCGACCCUGCAUUUUAACUACAACAAACCAGGCGCGGAUCUGUGGUAUUCGAUGGUCAAUCUCAACGGAGCGCCGUUCGGUGGACACAGUGUGUCGGUCAUGGGACAGGGCUGUCCGAAUAUUCUUUGGCCAGCUGGCGUGGGGCAGAGCGGGACCUUGUUCUGCCCGGCAUUCCAGUGGUUGGAGAUGUAUCUUUGUCAAAACUUACGGGAGGCGGAGGCCCAGACGGACGGAAUGGUUGCCAGAGCUUUCGAAGGAUGAUCGAGAAGGAUGGGAGUAGGACGCAAGGCGCGAGAAGAGGAGUUGCUGAUGG
Molecule: messenger RNA, 760 nt
Organism: Trematosphaeria pertusa
Lineage: Eukaryota; Fungi; Ascomycota; Dothideomycetes; Pleosporales; Trematosphaeriaceae
Exons: 1
Coding region: 214-708 (164 amino acids)
Source: RefSeq, a predicted model, not a curated record